CCACAAACGUCACACUUCCGGUUCCACCUCGCAGUACUUUAGCUACACCGACGGCGGGAAGUUAUUAUCAUCAAUUUAACUACAUUUCACCAAGGAUUAAACAGGCAAAUUUAUUAACGGUCGACAGUUCACUACCUAAUGUUGAUGGAUCUGUAGCCGGAUAAACGCAAAAAAUUAAAGAAAGCAUAGUGGUGGUGGAUUCAGCUAACAUGGCUACCGUCGGAAACCAGCUACCAACGCAGGCCGUUAGCAAGCCUACAUCUGGAAAACAUGGAAACGUACUGCCCCUGUGGGGCAACGAAAAGACUAUGAACCUUAACCCAAUGAUUCUUACCAACGUGCUGUCUUCGCCGUAUUUCAAAGUACAGCUUUAUGAGCUAAAGACCUACCAUGAAGUUGUGGACGAAAUCUAUUUCAAGGUGACUCACAUUGAGCCCUGGGAAAAAGGAAGCAGAAAGACUGCAGGCCAGACUGGAAUGUGCGGAGGGGUACGCGGAGUAGGCACGGGUGGGAUUGUUUCUACUGCUUUCUGUCUUCUAUACAAACUGUUUACUCUCAAGCUGACUCGCAAACAGCUCAUGGGCCUGAUUACACACACAGACUCUCCGUACAUCCGAGCCCUUGGUUUCAUGUAUAUAAGAUACACUCAGCCCCCAACAGAUUUGUUUGAAUGGUAUGACGGCUUCCUGGAUGAUGAGGAGGAGCUCGACGUAAAAGCAGGAGGUGGUUGUGUGAUGACCAUUGGAGAAAUGCUGCGCUCCUUCCUGACCAAACUGGAGUGGUUUUCCACACUGUUCCCCCGUAUCCCAGUGCCUGUGCAAAAAGUUAUUGACCAGCAAAUCAAGGCAAGGCCACGGAAGGUACCUCAGAAGGAGACGCAAGAGGACGAGGACGGGUUUGCAGAGUCGGGAAGGCAAGGAGAACGCCGGCGCUCCAGGACACCCAGGCGGACACCGAGCCCCCGUAGGUCGCCCAAGCGGUCCAGGAGCAGGAGCCACCAUCGCGAGAGAGAGCGCCACGGGCCCAGCUUUGAUCGAGAGCUGGAGAGAGAGCGUGACCGGCAGAGGAAGGAGAGGGAAGGCAGGGACCGAGACAGGGAGAGGGGGGACCGAGGGGACAGGGAAAGGCGACGCUCCCGUAGCGCGGACAGAAACCGAGAGCGCAAGAGAAGCCGCAGCGGUAGCCGGGACCGUAGGAGCGAGCGCAAGGAGAAGGAAAGGGACGGCGGGGAUGACAGGAGCAGGAGGAAGGACAGGGAUCACCAUAAAGACAGAGGCACUGAGAGGGAGAGGUCCAGGGAUAAGAAGAGCAGGGGAGAGACUGACGACCGCAGGCACAAGGACGAUAGGGAAAGGCACAGGGACGAGAGGAAGGCCAAAAGGUCCAGCCGGAGUCGAAGCAGAGAGAGGAGACACAAAAGUGGGGCAGAGGAGAAGAGCAGGAAACGGGAGCGCAGCCACAGCAGGGAGAGGGACAGGGAGAGAGACGGAGAACAGCGCUCUCACAAACGCAGUCGCAGCAAAGAGAGGAGCCACCAUCAGCGAGAGUCCAGCAAUGACCAUAGUAGACAUAGAAGCAGUCCGAGCAUCGAGUAAAUGCUGCCUUGCAGCAAUAUUACUUGUGUUUUUCCUCCUCUUUUUCUAUAUUCGGCUGUCUGCUCUGUCACUUGUGCUAAAAAGAAGGAACAGUUGCACAUCGGACAUUUGGAUUUGUUGUCUAUGGCUGAUGUUGCUUUAUGUUUUUCCGCUAUUUCACUCCUCGUUAGACCAUCGUUAGUCUUCACUUGAAUUCUGGAAA
This is a messenger RNA of Neolamprologus brichardi, 1797 nucleotides long. RefSeq names its product pre-mRNA processing factor 38B (gene prpf38b). The record is from RefSeq and is a predicted model, not a curated record. NCBI's taxonomy places the organism in Eukaryota, Metazoa, Chordata, Actinopteri, Cichliformes, Cichlidae.